GCUAGCUUCACGGCUAGUUAGCUACUUGUAGGAGCAGCGUAUAUAUCGGAGUCGAUUAACGUUACCUAACCAGCAAUUAGCUAAACGUUUUCUCCCUCUGGUGACUGUCCGCAGCAGCCAUGGACGAAGAAACCCACCCCAAAACCCUGUAUGUGGGAAACCUCUCCAGGGAUGUCACGGAAAUUUUGAUUCUGCAACUCUUCACCCAGAUAGGGCCUUGUAAAAGUUGUAAAAUGAUCACAGAGCACACAAGCAAUGACCCCUACUGCUUCGUGGAGUUCUUUGAACACAGAGACGCUGCUGCAGCCCUUGCAGCCAUGAAUGGGAGGAAGAUAUUAGGAAAGGAGGUCAAAGUAAAUUGGGCCACCACUCCAAGCAGCCAGAAGAAAGACACAUCCAAUCACUUCCAUGUUUUUGUGGGUGAUUUGAGCCCUGAGAUUACCACUGAGGAUGUCAAGGCUGCAUUUGCACCUUUUGGGAAAAUCUCGGAUGCCCGUGUUGUGAAGGACAUGACGACAGGCAAAUCAAAGGGGUAUGGAUUUGUGUCCUUCUACAACAAACUGGAUGCAGAGAAUGCCAUCGUUAACAUGGGGGGACAGUGGCUUGGAGGACGCCAAAUCAGGACCAACUGGGCUACGCGAAAGCCACCAGCUCCAAAGAGCGCUCAGGACAACGGCUCAAAGCAGCUGAGGUUUGACGAUGUAGUGACUCAGUCCAGUCCACAGAACUGUACUGUGUACUGUGGAGGGAUCCAGUCAGGACUAUCUGAACAUUUGAUGCGACAGACCUUCUCACCGUUUGGUCAGAUAAUGGAAAUUAGAGUUUUCCCAGAGAAAGGAUACUCUUUCAUCAGGUUUUCCUCCCAUGACAGUGCUGCUCAUGCCAUUGUUUCAGUAAAUGGCACAGCUAUUGAAGGACACAUGGUGAAGUGCUACUGGGGCAAAGAAUCUCCUGACAUGGCUAAAAAUCCACAGCAGGUUGAAUAUGGUCAGUGGGGGCAGUGGAAUCAGCUCUAUGGGAAUCCUCAACAGCAGUAUGGGCAGCAGCAGCAGCAGCAACAGCAGCAGCAACAGCAGCAGCAGCAGCAGCAGUAUGUGACCAAUGGAUGGCAAGUUCCCUCCUACAGCAUGUAUGGCCAGACAUGGAACCAGCAAGGAUUUGGAGUAGAGCAGUCCCAGUCACCAGCCUGGGUGGGAAGUUUUGGAUCCCCGUCAGCUCAGGCUGCAGCCCCGCCUGGUUCAGUCAUGUCUAACCUGGCCAACUUCAGCAUGGCUGGCUACCAAACACAGUGAGCCGGCCAUAACCUAAGUCUAUUACCAAGAGGAGUUUGUCAACCCUUUUAGACUACACAGCACUCUUUCAUCUGCACAGCUGCUGUGGUAAAAGAAGGACGGGGGCCAUAUUCACAAAGCCUUUGUAGCUAAUAGUUGCUCCGAAACAGUAAUUUUUUAAAUGAUAGUGUUCAUUUCACUCUGAACUUUUUAAAAGUUUAUUUGAUGAUAAUUCAUAGUUUUGUUAUAGAAAAGUGCUCUUGGGCUUCUGAAGUAAAGCCAAACCAACUGUCUUUGUCAAAGUAGAUGUUACCAGCUUUUUGAAUGUUUGACCCUCUGGAAACUUUACGCAGCAUGUGACGAGAGGAUUUGCAGUGAUAACAUUGGUCACUAGAAAGCAAUCUACCAAACAAAGAGAGCAUUUAAUACCAUUCCUCUCAUCACACAUUGAGUAAGUUGACCAUAGGGUCAAAACCUGUGUAGUUCCCCUCUCAAAUUCAAAGUUGGAGCAAAAACAUCAAGUGUGAAAAUGAACGUACAUAGAACCAGAAUGAUUGAGUCCUUUCAGUGGAGCUAAAAGCACACGUACUACAAGCCAUCGUUUAUCUCCAGCAUCUCACUGGAGUAUGACAAUGAUUCAAGUCCUUUUAAACCUCAAACUUUAUAAAAAAUUAAUAUUGAAUUAUUAAACUAUAGCAAUAUCUGCUCUCAGUUUGCCAAUAUGUUUAUAAUGUUUCAACAUAUUCUAGGGAAAAAUUGUUUGUUACUGACUUGUCAAAAUGUUUAUUUCCUUGUCAUACUUGGGAUAUUUUUUCUGUCAUUUUAUACAAUAGAUGACAAAAUUUCAAGUCUUCAAGUAUUGAUUAAGUUAAUGUUUGUAAUAUAUGCCUGUUUUUAAAAUGGCACACAAAGAUGACGGAGAUGUUGUACAGAUCAAGAGGACUUGGCGGGCCACAAUGAAUUUGUGUUUAAAAACUGCACUGAGCCACAAAAACCUAUUAACCGUUGGUCUGUGCUUAGCUUCAGCCAAUAGCUACAAAUUCAGUCUCAUUUUGAUAUAUUAAUAAAAAUGCUUUGUGAAUAGAGGCCCUGCGACGGUAGUUUACCUUUCCAGUACAUGUGAAGAAACUCAUCUUAUUUGUAUAAACAACUGUGGCUUUAAUAGACAUUUAAGCACGUGUUGGUAACUCUUGGGUAAACUAUGUACAAAAAAUAUUUUACCUUCAUAGCUCUAAAAGACAAAAAAAAAAUUAGAUUUUUUUAAAAAUAUUGGAGUGAUCAGCAUGUUCUUUGCAGACCUUUGAUGGAUUUUAGUUUAGUUGACCUUGAUGUAGCCUAGAUUGGACUAAUUUAUAAUCCUGUGUCUCAUGGCAAAGGAAGUGCUACAUGAUAUGCUCACUGUAUAAAUAAAAUGUUGUAAAAAAAGAUCUUAAUAACGCCCAAACUUUGUAAACAUAGUUUGACUCUGUAUGCUGAUUCUGGGCUGGUUUCCUAGAGGAAUAUUAAAUCUUAAAUAUUUCCUUCCUUUUGUACGACGUAGUGUUAGGUCCACAUGAGGAGAAAAAAAACUUAAACUUAACGACUUAAAUGUCAACACGCUGAGAUUAAAGUCAGCAUGAUCUUUCAACUUUAUUCUCUACAUUUUGAGUUUAAUGUCGAAGUGCUGACAUUAAAGUUGUCAUGUUGAGUUUUUAAAAAGAAAAAAAGUUUUUCCGCAUGUGGCCCUAUUACUCCGUUGUACUUUUGCCUUCCUCUUGUUAACCUCACUUAAUUUAUAGUCAUUUCUUUCAUAUGACUGUAAGAGUUUUGCAAAGAUUCAAACUUUAAUUUAGCAGCAAAACUGGCCCCUUAUUAUAUUGCA
Molecule: messenger RNA, 3132 nt
Organism: Scomber japonicus (chub mackerel)
Lineage: Eukaryota; Metazoa; Chordata; Actinopteri; Scombriformes; Scombridae
Gene: tial1
Product: TIA1 cytotoxic granule-associated RNA binding protein-like 1
Exons: 12
Coding region: 120-1292 (390 amino acids)
Molecular function (GO): DNA binding; mRNA binding
Source: RefSeq, a predicted model, not a curated record